Messenger RNA from Gorilla gorilla gorilla (western lowland gorilla), 1539 nucleotides. It is a transcript of the gene HYI, whose product is annotated as hydroxypyruvate isomerase (putative). The transcript is spliced from 9 exons. Gene Ontology annotation, molecular function: hydroxypyruvate isomerase activity. Gene Ontology annotation, biological process: glyoxylate metabolic process. NCBI's taxonomy places the organism in Eukaryota, Metazoa, Chordata, Mammalia, Primates, Hominidae. The record is from RefSeq and is a predicted model, not a curated record. Bases 524 to 1459 code for a protein of 311 amino acids.
GUGGUGUGAUAACUGGCGGUAUAAAAGUGCUUCUUUAUUUGGUCAUACAGCUUUCAAAUGUUGCUUAACGAACAGAUAGCAUUUUUAUAAUCAGAGGAAAGACUCAGUAUUAAAGUGCGCGUCCCAUCAUUGCAACCGGGCCCUCGGGCAGCCAGCUCUCUCUUGCUUCGCGUCCGGCUCUCAGGCCCUGGAGCCCGGCCUCCCCACCUUCUCCCGGCGCGGGUCCUGCUCCUUUUCCGGCCGCCCUCGCUCCGCCCCUUCGCCUCUCCCCGUGAUCCCUCUCUCGCUAACAGUAGGCGCUUUUCGUGAAGGCCCGGGUUUUUACAGCACUUCGCUUUUCUAUCGUUCGUUCGCAGGGCCAGCAAGGAGAGCCCCGCCCCCGCCCGCCGCCCGCCGCCCGCCGCCCGCCGCCCGCCGCCCGCCGCCCGCCGCCCGCCGCCCGCCGCCCGCCGCCCGCCGCCCGCCGCCCGCCGCCCGCCGCCUUUGGAUCCCGCGGACUCCGCCCGGCCCGGCCUCCCCAGGCAUGGCGCCGCUGCGCUUCUCCGCCAAUCUGUCCUGGCUAUUCCCCGAGCUCCCCGGCCUCCCCGCGCGGGUGCGGGCCGCGGGCAGCUCGGGCUUCGAGGCCGUCGAGGUGGCCUGGCCGUACGCGGAGCCGCCUGAGGCGCUGGCGCGCGCCGCGCGACAAGCGGGGCUAAGGCUUGUACUGAUCAACACGCCCCCGGGAGACCAAGAGAAGGGGGAAAUGGGGCUGGGGGCCGUCCCCGGGAGACAGGCGGCCUUCCGAGAGGGACUGGAGCAGGCCGUGCGGUAUGCCAAAGCCCUGGGCUGUCCCAGGAGUGGGCAUUGCUUGAUGGGCAGGAAGUUGAGUGUUCCUUGCAAGGGUGCUGUGGCAAGAGGAAGCCUGGUGUAUUUGGCAGCGUUCCUGAGGCUGGACAUGAUCCACCUGAUGGCUGGCCGAGUACCCCGGGGGGCUGAUCGAAUAGCAGUCAAGGCUGAGAUGGAAGCCGUUUUUCUGGAGAACCUGAGGCAUGCAGCUGGGGUUUUGGCUCAGGAGGACCUCGUGGGACUGCUGGAGCCCAUCAACACCCGCAUCACUGACCCCCAGUACUUCCUGGACACGCCCCAGCAGGCGGCAGCCAUCUUACAGAAGGUAGGAAGACCCAACCUCCAAUUACAAAUGGAUAUAUUCCACUGGCAGAUCAUGGAUGGGAACCUGACAGGAAACAUCCGGGAGUUCCUGCCCAUUGUUGGGCAUGUGCAGGUGGCACAGGUCCCAGGCCGAGGGGAGCCCAGCAGCCCCGGAGAGCUGAAUUUCCCCUAUCUGUUUCAACUGCUGGAAGAUGAAGGCUACAAAGGCUUCGUGGGCUGCGAGUAUCAGCCUCGAGGAGACACAGUAGAGGGCUUGAGUUGGCUACGUUCAUACUGGGAUAGGCGGGGCCACCCAGAGGCUGGCCAGUGAGGGCCCGCACACCACCCACAUGCCUCCAGACAGCGAGUGACAUCCCAUCUCCUCCUCUGCAUUAAAGAUGACCUGCUGAA